AUGCCUCGCCAUUCUACCUUCACGGCAAUCAACCAUGUUGAAGAUGAAAAGGAUAUUGAGGAGCACUCUCGAGAGCUGCAGAUUGAGCUUGGGUUUAAAUUAUUCGAAGAGGCUUUAAGUGCUCAAAAACAAGGCAAUUAUGACGAAGCCAAUGCCAAGUACCAGGAGCUUUUUCGUAUGGAAGUCUUGACUACUAGAAAUUCGACGAAUAAUCCCGCUAUUGAAACACUCAAAUAUCUUUGUCUUCGCAACCGUGGUGUCUUGAAGCUGGCGCAAAUUAAAAGAGGACUUGAUGGUGACGAUCAUUCAAACAACCUUGAACUUUUCAAUGACGCUGUUGAUGAUUUGACUUCAGCGCUGUGUCAUGGUAAAGGUGAUCUGAAACUUAUAGAGCUUUUAAUUCAAAUUUUUGAACGUUUGAAGAUCAAAAAGCUGAGCCGAUUUGCAUACGAGUACGAACUGCUCAAGACCGAACACACUGCUCAGACUCAGCCGCGUGCUGGAACCGCAUUCACUGAAGAAGAUGAUAUCCAAUAUAAUCUAAAGCAUCUUGGCCAAUUGCUACCGAGUCAACUCAGCCUUCUGCGCAGUUACAAAGAAUAUCUACAGGAAAUGGGUGUUGAAUCCGCUUCUUCAAGAUUGCUAGUGGGUAUCGAGAACAGAGCCACACCCCGCAAAGAGAUUGCAAUGGAUGCGUUUCCAACCGCCGAGCAGUUUAAGAACUUCAAUCAAGAGGAGCCAGAGUGGCAUUCUGUCACCCUUGCCUGUCGCGAUAAUUCGGUGGCAUUAGAAGAGCUUUUGAAAAAACUUAACGAGCUCUUACCCAAAAAAGGGCGAUCAAAAAUAUAUGACAGCUACAUUCUUACUGACCGUCCCAUUGAGGGGGUCAAUUUCGAACUAGUGGAGACGGGGGAAAAUCAGGAAGAAUCGGAACCUAGAGCAGAGGACGAAGCAGAAGAAAAUGAUGUGACAGUUGUUCCUGACAACGAGGAUUCAGGUUCACCGUCCAGGGUGAACCUAUCUGCUGCUGAGGAUUCUCAGCAAGAAAAAGAGGGCAUUAAAGACACACAUCAAAAAGGGGCAGUUUCUACCACUCCUACUGUUACGAAACGACAAACAAGGGCUAAUAAAGAAGCAGAGGUGAACGAGCUCAGCAAUGAAGCUUUCGUGUCACAAUUCUUGUUCCUGGAACAAACAUUACCGCAGUAUUUGCUGUAUUGCGGUGUCGUAGUGGAUGGAUCCGGCAAAUUAACGGAAGCAUUUCUUCCCAAUGCUCAAUCAAAAAGUGGGCUCCAAGAGUACUACGACUUGGCUCAUAUAUUCGAUAAGUGGAAUAAAGAGGAUACAGAAACCCUUUUUGUGAAACUCGAAGACGGACAUAGCAAUGAAGAGAGCAAAGAAGCUUCGGUGAAAGAAAUUCUUAGCUCGUUGAGCAAAGAUACACUAGAGGAGAGAAGGUCAUUUCAAGAAUUAGACGAUGGCGGAUUGAAGACUGUGAUCUCAUCCAUUACUGGGACUCGCUUACAGUUCAAUCAGAUCCGAUUAUCAAUUUUAAAUUAUUUAUUUUCAGUCAGGGAGUUGGGGGGAACGCUUGUUACAGACGGAUUUACGAGCGUAGAAUCUCUGAAACAGCUGCGUCUAUUCACUGAUGCUGUUGGUCUCUAUGUGUAUCGACAAUUGAGCAACAGUCUUUUGGAAAACGGGCCAACGGAUAUUGGUGGGUUAUCGUUCGGCGUUUCAGUUCUUGAGAUCUUGGUCGAUUAUUUCAUCUCUUUGAAAGUGGAUCAAAAGCUCAAAAAAUUCGGAACCAAAGCUUUGUAUAACGAAAUUGUCCAAACAGAACAGAUCACAUCACGAAGGAUUGAGCGCUGGAUUGCAAUAUUGAAUGACUAUUUUGAGAACAUGGAUUUGGAUACUGUAUGCUCGCAGCUAUGGCUCAGAACAAAAUGGUGUCAAAUGUGCUAUCUGCAACACCUCUCUUCAUUCGACUCUGAAGUGCUGUCCACGAUCUUGACCACCAUGGCUAACAUUUCGAAAUCUGUACGCUUUGACAUUCUAAUGGUCAACUUUCCCAAUAUUCCACGAUUGAAUAGGUCAAACAUAGAAGUCCAACUAUCAAAAAUGAAAAUAUUCAAAACCUUUACUGAAAGUGAUGCUUCCAAUGAAAUUCUUGAAAGGAUCUUAGUUGACGACGAUGAAAAAAAGUCCAGAUAUAAUGAAGAGGAAAAAGAAAUGGAUGAUUUUAUCAGCAGAUCACCCUUCGAGCUUAAGAUGCGUUUAUGGACUAUGCUGUUUAAGUUUUAUCGUGAAGCAGAGCUAACGGAUAAAUUUUUACGCGGCUUUGAACGAGUGCUACAGAUAAUGUUGAUGGAAAUUGAGGGCGCAAACUUUGCCGAAAAGACAUUCUUUCAACGCAAACAGUUGCUGCUCAAAAUACUUGGGUUCUUUGACCUAUUUGCAAAAGACCUUGUAAACAUCGGGGUCCAAAAACGAUGGGAUUUGCAACUGUCCAGCACAAAGAAUGUUCUUCUUAUACUAGCAAAGUUCUCAACACUUUCCUAUAUCUUUCUGCUCCACGAGGAUAGUGCUCAACUUUCCAAUACUCGAAUCUCAAUGAGAGCAAAAUCCAGAAUGGCUUACAAGAAGCUAGCGGAUAUUGCUGUUGUCAGCUUUACACUCCUUAGCCUUUACUAUUCUUGCAGUUUGAUUGAUCGAAAACCAGAGUACCUCAAUGACUUCUACGCCAUAUUGCACGAACAACUUGGGCUUCGUCAUAUAUGCAAUGGAUACAAUAGCGUGUUUUUGGACUUCGUUGAGAAAAGGCUAGUAGAUCUGGACUGGGAGCAGUCUGAUAACGAUUUCUUCCAGACUCUGAAAUGCCACUAUGGGAUUAACAUAUCGACGGAUAGUUUCAGCACUUUUGAUCACGGGGCCGAGCCAGGCACAAUGGAAAAGGUCAAUGCAAUUACAGUGAACAAAUAUAUGAUGAAAUAUUGUUACAAGCGCAAGCAUCCAAUUUUCAAUGUUCCCAAGGCAGACAUCAAAAAUAUUCUGGACAUGAUUUAUGAUGUUUUGGGAGAUCCUGAGCCGGAUAACUACUCUGUCUCAAAUAAUAUGGAGGCUCUAACGGAGUAUCUAGAGACCAGAUCUUUAGACACGCGUCUCAUGAGAUUGUCUUUUUAUGGUUUGUUGUCCAUUCCUCUCGACGAGCCAAUAGCUGAAAAUGAAACGAAUGAUCUAGCAGACGGAGUUUAUUUCAUGCAAGGUUUACUUGCCUUAACGUUAUUCAAAAUUCGCAAAAGAACCAUGCAAGGACGCUCGGCUGAGCUUGACUUUGUUAUUAAAAUGUUUGAAUACGAUAUUGCCUCUGGAUCUUACAGGUUUGAGUCGUGGCUUCUCCUGGCACAAGCCUAUUCUUACCUGGUAGAGGAUGAUAUCAUUUGGACUUCUGACAAGCUCAACAAUGUGGACAAGAAACGCAACACUGCUAUAUUGCAACGCAAGUCAUUACUCUGCUACUUCAUGUCAAUUAGUUUAUUCACUAGGCUCAGUACAGAGAGGCAAAAGGAACUCACCCCGGUUGCUACAAUGUUAUGGACUUCUCUGGGGAAAGAACUGUACAAUGCAAUGAUGAGUCCUAUGGAAAGGCUGGCGUUGGAAGUUGAUUCUGAUGCCGAACCAACCUGCAUUGAAAAUUCGAGCACAUUGUCACCUACUCUUCAUCUUCCACUCAAUGUCACAGUAUACAAAGUCCUAGAGAUCUGUUUUCGUCAAGCAUGUAAUUUGAACCCGAAAGAUUGGUAUAGCCACUUCUACCUUGCAAAGUCGCAAUCUAAACUCAGGGGAAAGAAUCGUUACAAAACUGUCGCCAAAAGUCUUCUUACAGCCUGUGAUCUUGCUCUGAAGGCGAGCGACCGGGAUGACCAUAUUGUUGAGCCUCAUUACUUUCUAUGUUCUUUGACCUAUAAGUCAGUAAUGCGUGGGGACGUCUCUCUCGAAGAAGGAUUAAGCGUGUUGAAAAGCGACUUGCUGUUCCAAGAAUUCUCAUGUGAAGCAUCAAAUUUAGAUGAGUUUGGCAAAAAGAUAAUAGGUCUUCUUCAAAAAUGCAUCUCUUACGAUAGGAAAAAUUGGCAACAUAGGCCCAAAUAUCGCAUUGCCAAGAUCUACAUUGACCAGUAUAAUGACCUGGAGGCCGCGAAGAAUGAAAUGCUCUCUAUCAUCAAUCUCAAGUCCACUGUGCGAAAUCUCAGCAACAUAUGGAAACCGGAGAAUGAGCGCCCUGGAAAACAUUUUGUUUACAACCACAACUACAUUGUUUUUUUUGUUGAGCUUUUGGAUCGCUCAAAAGAUGUUCACUCUUUGUUCCAGCUUAUCAAAAAGCUGAGGAAAUUGGGCUCAAGCAUGAUUGACCAGAUCAAAGUAUUUGAUCUUGCAGUUGCGAAAACUUGUGCUAUCAUCAAGGAAAUUGUGCACGUUGUGCCAGGGUUCUUGGACGAAGUGUUGUCGAAACUUGUAUUUGCUGACUUUGUUGCAAAAAGCAAGGAGUUCGUGCAGAUGAUGAAAGAAAAGGAAACCUUCACAGGCGAAGAAAAGCUUAUUUUGUACUUUUUGUUCGAAGUUGGAGAGUUCAGACGUAUGGCCAAUGGAUUUGCUGCAACUGGUGUGAUAGACGAAUGCUUCCAUACAUUGUUUCUAAUACUUUUCACACGUUAUGAGGAUUGUGCUACCAAGAACCUUGUUCCCGAAUAUGAAAAAUCCUCGCAGGUUGAAUUUGUGGGAAGUAAAAACAAACCUGGGCAGCCCUCAACUCCUAGUCGUGAAAAAGUCAAGGUGGCGAGAAGAGACAUUACGCCAUUUUGUAUUCAGACGAUUAGUGCUGUGGGCAAGCUACUGGAUUCAAUAAAGCGAGAAAAUGGCGAAGGAAAUUUGCUCAAAUAUACAAUAGACGAUAAAAACAAGAAUCCAGAAAUAAAAACAGUUAUUAGCACUUCUAACGACGACGGAAGUGAACAGACCCCCAAAACUCCCACAAUGAAUUGCCAAGAACUAAAAUUAGAACCAGCGAUCGAAUUCAGCAUUAAGCGAGCAUCAGACGAUGAAGAGUCGUCUCAACAAACCAAAAAACAAAAGCACGACGAAACUUCGGCGAUCAAUAUAGUACCAUAA
This is a messenger RNA of Ogataea parapolymorpha DL-1, 5166 nucleotides long. RefSeq lists its product as uncharacterized. Gene Ontology annotation, cellular component: nucleus; HIR complex. NCBI's taxonomy places the organism in Eukaryota, Fungi, Ascomycota, Pichiomycetes, Pichiales, Pichiaceae. The record is from RefSeq and is a predicted model, not a curated record. The coding region runs from base 1 to 5166 and encodes 1721 amino acids. The transcript has 2 exons. Gene Ontology annotation, biological process: chromatin organization. Gene Ontology annotation, molecular function: nucleosome binding.